CCAGCCUGGUCGAGCAGCUGACACUUUGUAUCCCAGCAUCUGCCUCUUUGCUAGCUGCCACCUAGCUCUCCUCCUUCCCUGCCGCCUCACUCCCUUCUUCUCUUGUGACCUUUUUACCUCUGCCAUUUUCUUGCUUGCUGGUUCCCAUCUCUGUGGAGUGAGCAGACCUUUCUACACUUUCCUGAGCUCCCUAUAAACAAUCCCACUCCAGGGGGAAGAUGUCCCUGAAAACUUCAACCAGCAACAUCACAAACAAAAACGACCCGAAGUCCCUGAACUCCCGAGUCUUCAUUGGAAACCUGAACACAGCUGUGGUGAAGAAGAGCGACGUGGAAUCCAUCUUCUCCAAAUAUGGCCGAGUGGUGGGCUGCUCCGUGCACAAGGGAUAUGCCUUUGUACAGUAUCUGAAUGAGAGGCACGCGCGGGGGGCUGUCAUAGGAGAGAAUGGACGGGUACUGGCUGGGCAGACACUGGACAUUAACAUGGCCGGGGAGCCAAAGCCCAACAGGCCCAAAGGGCUGAAGCGAGCGGCAGCUGCACUGUACAGCGGCUACGACUUGGACUUGGACUACUACAGGGAUGAUUUCUAUGAGAGGCUGCUUGAGUAUCGUGGGAGGGUCUCGCCUGCCCCUCGUGCUGUCCCCGUUAAACGUCCCCGAGUGACUGUUCCUCUGGUUCGAAGAGUUAAAUCUGCCCUUCCUGUAAAGCUUCUUGCAAGAUCUGCGGCUAUCACAGGCAACGCAGCCCGACUGAAACUAAGAAGCAAUGAAAUCCAGACGAUCAAAUCGGAACUCACACAGAUCAAAACAAACAUUGACGCCCUGUUGGGGAGGUUGGAGCAGAUCACAGAUGAACAGAAGCCCUGCACAGCGCAAGACCAGAUGAGCAUGAGGUUGAGCCGUUGUCACUUACCUCCAUUCUGCCCUCUGCUUCCAGCCGUAGCAGCCAGGAAGAAAUCAGACUGCAGCCGAAGCGAAUUCUCCCAGGACGACAGCACGUCAGAGGCCGGGGACACAAAUAACGACGACCCCCUUAAUGGAGAUGAAGUCGAGGAUCUGACACACGAUGAGUCCACAGACGACUUGGACAUCAGCCACUACACAUCCUCCUCUCUCCAUUAACCAGUUUAUUUCUAUUCUCCAAGCUUCAGUCAAGGUUUUAGGAUCUACAAGGGGGACCUUCACUACAAACAGCUGAGGAUCCCAGGCUGCCUAUCCCGCAAUACUCAAGAUUGGUAUCACCUACACAGAGACUUUAUCCUUCUUCAAAAAGAGACAGUGACCGGGGAGGGGAAAAACGGAACCACAUGCUCCCCGUAUGGAGCAGGAACUGUACAGACACCGCUGUGUAACUUGCACCCUAUUUCCGUGCACCCCAGUAGCAUCAGGCUUGGUACAAGGAGUUGUGGGAAUACAGAGAGUGCAGCAGUUCUAAGUGACUGAGGGGACAGUAGGCUGGUAUUAUAAGAUAUGGAGGGAGUCACUGAAAAAUAAAAUGCUUGUCUUGAAUGUGCUCAGACAGGAGAGUGACAGGAGACCCACACAAACAGGCAAUGCUCCCUGCUCACAAUGUUGCUUAGUGACAAAGACAGCCGUGGAUGAUUGUAAGCUCUUUGAACUGCCCUCAGUUUAAUGUGAUCCCGGAAAAAUGGAAAUUGCUACAGAAUAUUUUGUUUUCAUUAAAAAAAAAAUAUCUGCUGCACAAGAAGCUGUUUUUGUGUGGCCAUUAUAAAGCUAGCCAUACACAGGCUGAUACAAGCCAUUGACUUGGCCUAUCUAGACCAACUUGGCAGCUUACAAGCCCAUACAUUAGAGCCUCCUGUUGGCCUGCAUGACGGUCAUCUGUCCCAAAAUUGGGUAGGUUUGAAUAUCCCAUCAGGUGGGGACCAAAGUCAGGCGUUGAUGCGGCCCUUGCCCAAAAGGUUUAUGUUGGCCUGGAAUAUGGUCCAAUCAUUCGCCCCCACUAUGAAUACAUGGCUGCUAAACUGGCAGAGGUCCACUCAUGUGGUGCCCUUACCAAACAAGCCGAUCUUAAGGUCUAUGGCCAGGUUCUCUCUCCUUCUCUGAAAUAAACAUCUCCUUGUGCCCGAGACAGGGUAGUGCCAAGAGCAGGUCAUUACCCUUCCUUAUAUCAUUAUGAAAUGGAAGGCGCAAAAUAAAAACCGUGACAACUUGAUUUGAUAUAACGUAAAGGCAGGUUUGGGCCAAUCCUAAAGAACAAAGAAAGUGAAGCAGAGAGGGGAUCCAAUUGGCAGGUAUCCCUCAGUAAUUAGUUACUAUGUAUCCCAAGCUCAUGGUCCUCUUUGGUUAAAUGUGCUGCGCCAUGGGGUACAUUCAUGAGUGUUGCGUUGCCAUGUUCAGCUGCCUAGCAACAUGCCUACGCACAGUACAAAUCGUAAAAGGUCUCGCCUCCUCAUACCCCUUGAGCCAUGGCUGCUGGUGCAGGGGCAACAGGUUUGAGGAAAGAGCAAAGACCCAAUAGGCCGAAGAAUUUAUGUAAACAGAGCCCCAGCCUAUUGGGUAUUUGCACCAAGCUCCGUGCCUGACAUACUAUAACUAUGGGUGUCACUUUACUACGUGCCUCCUCCCUGGUCACUACUCUUAGCCAAAACCAUCGGGAUACUCUUACCUGUGCAACCGCCCCCCCGGAAGAAUCGAGCCUCUGUAAAUACAAGGGAUGUAAUUAAGAUAAAAUGUUUUAUAACUUUUCUAAAUACUUUAUUUAAAAAUAAAUGUAGAGCUCCCGUCCAGGUCCGUAUUGUGAUUUGAGCAGCGUGACGGCAAGGAGGCUUACGGGCAGAGGGGCGCGGUUCCACCGACUCAAGUCUAUACAUGUGUGUAAAUAUAUAUUGUGUUUAUCCUUGAAGAGAGAGUAAAACGUGUGACAUUCAGUCCUGUAAAUAAAUACUUCUGUAAAAUAAAAGCGUCGGCGAGUAAAAAUACA
Messenger RNA from Xenopus tropicalis (tropical clawed frog), 2943 nucleotides. RefSeq names its product RALY heterogeneous nuclear ribonucleoprotein (gene raly). The record is from RefSeq and is a predicted model, not a curated record. Gene Ontology annotation, molecular function: nucleic acid binding; RNA binding. The transcript has 10 exons. Bases 219 to 1121 code for a protein of 300 amino acids. Lineage: Eukaryota; Metazoa; Chordata; Amphibia; Anura; Pipidae.